Messenger RNA from Uloborus diversus, 3277 nucleotides. RefSeq names its product cyclic nucleotide-gated cation channel alpha-3-like. The coding region runs from base 218 to 3166 and encodes 982 amino acids. The record is from RefSeq and is a predicted model, not a curated record. Gene Ontology annotation, molecular function: voltage-gated potassium channel activity; protein-containing complex binding. Lineage: Eukaryota; Metazoa; Arthropoda; Arachnida; Araneae; Uloboridae. Gene Ontology annotation, biological process: transmembrane transport; potassium ion transport. Gene Ontology annotation, cellular component: membrane. The transcript has 25 exons.
GGAGAUUCUAUCGCGGAAGGAAAGAGACCAGAAGAUGAAGGAAAAGGCUUUGGUCGUGCAUUCAGUCAUUGAUGCCAGGGCUCAGCUUAUGGAAGAAACAGGUGGUUUACUUAGCUCAGUAAUGCUUUCCUGUUCAUAAAUAUUGAUCAAAAACUCGUGCGGAUUUAGAAUGAUCACGUAGUGCUUUACUUCUGAUAAGCAUUGUCAGCAGAAGACGAUGUCAACGACUUUGAAUAACGCACAUAACGGUCCAAACAGUGAUGCCAACAAUAAUAGCUCAACAGGUGGAGCCAACUCAACGACAUCUACUAGCAGCCAAGCCAAAUCCUCCCGGUUGCUGCUCCAAAACUCUGAACAGGAAGUUCGUCAUUUUCCACGCUUCAUAUUCGAUCCGGAUAGUGGCCUUAUAUUCUACUGGACGGCAGUCGUUGCUCUAGCUACGCUCUACAAUGCAUGGACCACUGCUUUAAGAAUAGCUUUUCCUGAAAUUAGAGAAGAGAAUGGGCUUUUUUAUUUAACUUAUUUGGAUGUUGCUAGCGACAUCACUUAUCUGUUGGACAUUUUGAUGCAACUGCGAACUGCUUACUUACAAGAUGGCAUCCCGGUGUUUGAAACUUGGAAAAUUCGGCAGCAUUACAUGAGCCAAACUCAUUUCAUACAAGAUGUAAUAUCUGCGAUACCCAGUCAGACUUUGAUUGGUUUUUUACCGGAUGUCGUGGGAUACUGUAAAUAUUUCCUCUGCACGGCUGGAGCUGCGCGGCUUACUAGGUUGUUGAAAUUCCACAUUUUGUACAAAUUUUAUGACUUAGCAGAAAGCUUUACGAGCAAUCCUCAUCUAAUACGGGUAUUACGACUUUUCCUGAACUUAGCCGUCAUCAUACACUGGAUAGCUUGUCUUUACUAUCUGCUAUCAGAAUAUGAAGGACUUGGAAGCAAUGCUUGGGUUUAUACAAAUGCAACAGACCAGCAAAGAUUCUCUAGGAAAUACAUUGUUUGCCUAUACUGGUCUGCAAUGACAUUGACAACUAUUGGAAAUACAAAUUCUCCAGAAACUGACAUGGAGUACAUAUUUACUGGGUUGACAUUCAUGACGGGUGUAUUUGUGUUUGCUACUGUUAUGGGAAAUGUGGGUGAUGUUAUUUCUAGCAUGAACGCAAACAGACAAGAGUUUCAAGCUCGCAUGGAUCACAUCCAGAUGUAUUUGACGCACAAGAAAGUUCCAGCAUCCCUCCAACUGAAAAUUAAAAAGUGGGCGGAAUAUACUUGGUCCAGAACAAAAGCUACCGAUGAGUCCCGCCUCUUAAACAUGCUUCCAGAAAGACUCAGAGCGGAAGUUGCUGUACAUGUUCAUUUAGACAGCCUGAAAAAGGUAAAAAUUUUUGAACAAUGUGAAACGGGAUUUCUGUGUGAGCUGGUUCUCAAACUUCGAUCGCAAGUUUUUUCUCCGGGGGAUUAUGUUUGCAGAGCAGGAGAAACUGGUAGAGAAAUGUUCAUUAUUAAUCAUGGGAAAGUAGAGGUCUUAGUCCCUAGUCCAGCAACGAACAAAGACAUGGUGGUGGCUGUUCUGAGUGAAGGGAAUUAUUUCGGAGAGAUCAGUCUUCUGAGGCUUGACGGAGUGCAGAACAGGCGAACAGCUGAUGUGAGAUCUAUUGGAUAUUCUGAGCUUCUUUGUCUUUCUAGACGAGAUCUAAUGACAGCACUAGUUGAAUACCCAGAAGCAAAAUCAGUUUUAGAAGUACAAGCUAAGAAAAGGAUGAAAACAAACCUUCAAGCACAAAGAGCUUUCAGCGUGGACACGUUACUCCGAAGCUCUCAAGAUUCUUCGGUGGAUAGUGGAAUACAUGCCAAAGAUGAACUCAGAGGUCAUGAUGUUUCUGAAAUCAAAGCAAUGAUUGAAGAAUUGAAAAAUGCAAAUAAAGUACCGGGCCGAACAAUAUGGCAACUCAUUGCCAGGUGUGAAGUCUUACAAGCAAAGCUAUGCGAUAAAGAAAGAGAAGUAGAAGAUUCCAAAUACAGAAUUCGAGAGUUGGAGCAACUUUUAGGGACUUGCCAUUUGGCAAAACAUGAUAAGGAGCAAAGUGCUUCAUCUGAAUCAUCUGCAGACUCAUUAAUACAAGAUUCUCAACCGUGUAAACUGCUUAGACCGAGCAACAAGGUAACCAAGCAGUAUUCCCAAGACGAAGGCCGUGCAGGAGUACAGAGCACAACAAGAGUGAUACCUGAUGUCAAAAUUACGAAACCAGCCUCAGAGGCCUUUCCAUCAACUGAUGAUGGUGCAUACGUAGAGAGAAAGAGCGUUUUCGCUGAUGAUAACUUCAUCAAGACAUCUAAGAUCACUAAUGUUACGUUUGAUAAGACUGUCAACUUUAGACACCAAACAUCGAAUACUUCUUUCGAUUCAGACGACACCAAAAGCUUUGAAGAAACUUCGUCUAUGCCUGAUAGAUAUCGUUUCACAGACCUAGACCCUCAAACUAGUCCAAAAGCAUUGACGAAAGCAAACCCAACCAACAAAAAUGGUUUCAGAGUUUUUUCUCAAAAUGUGUUCAACAUGCCUACCGAUCUCGAUGGCUAUUUCUCAAAUGCUGUUAGCGUUGAUCAAGAGAUAUUUUUGAAUGGUUCAGAUGGAAUUUCGUUCACCAGCCACUUCAAGGAUCAUGUUUACUUUGCAGAUGCUUUGGAUUUAAAUGUCGAAACCAUUCCAGAAGAAAAUGAAGAAGAUGACCAAGACAUGUCUGACCUUAAUUCCAGUACGGAAUUUUCAAAAAGUGCAGACAUGCCAAGUGACGGUGAAGGUAACUUUGUUGAAAGUAAGGAUGGAAGUGCUGAAAAAAACAUUCUACAAAGUACUGACGUGCCUUUGUGUGAAGUACCAAACUAUGUUGCCACAGUUGGAAGUUUGCGGAAACGAUAUUCGUGUCCUGAAGCUGAACAAUCUGUUCCUCGAAGUGCUACGAGUCAAAGUCCAGCAGACAAAUCCGUUUCACAAUGUAGGAAGCAGAGACUUGAUGACUUUACUUUAGAUGCAUUAGAUUCAGACACUGGUAUUAAAUUUCUUCGUCUGAAUUCCCUCGCCAGUUGUUUUUCCGACGAUACGUGUUCCAGGCGUAAUAGUUGGAACUGGGAUUCUGAAUAUGACAGCGAAGAAGAUGAAACUUCAAGCUGAACACUUUUUUUUUUUUUGAUGUAUUUUCAGGGUGUGCUUCUUAAUUGUGAUUAUGGAGCAGUGUAUACGCACCAGUGCAGCUGUGAUUUUAAAUAAAAUUUUAAAUUUAAA